This is a messenger RNA of Cajanus cajan (pigeon pea), 3965 nucleotides long. RefSeq lists its product as uncharacterized. Lineage: Eukaryota; Viridiplantae; Streptophyta; Magnoliopsida; Fabales; Fabaceae. Gene Ontology annotation, molecular function: nucleic acid binding; zinc ion binding. The record is from RefSeq and is a predicted model, not a curated record.
AAGCAUGUGAUCCUUCAGUCCCGGUAGGUGUGGAAGCAUAUGUUACUAUGGAAGGAGCAGGACAAAUUGAUGCUAAUUUGAACGGGGAUUUAUGCUCUAAACCCUUAUUAGACACUCCGAUCCCACUUGUUGCACAAGAUGAAAAUGCUGGAACAACUACACAUAACCCUGACCCAACCCCCAAGAAGAAGAAGAAGAAGAGUGUGCAAGGUGAACAAGCAUGUGAUCCUUCAAUCCCGGUAGGUGUGGAAGCAGAUGUUACUAAGGAAGGAGCAGGACAAAUUGAUGCUAAUUUGAAUGGGGAUUUAUGCUCUAAACCCUUAUUAGACACUCCGAUCCCAGUUGUUGCACAAGAUGAAAAUGUUGGAACAACUUCACAGAACCCUAACUCAACCCCCAAGAAGAAGAAGAAGAAGAGUGUGCAAGGUUCACAAGCAUGUGAUCCUUCAAUCCUAAUAGGUGUGGAACCCAACAUUAUGAAGGAAGAAGGAGCACAACCAAGUGAUGCUGAUUUAAAUGGGGAUUUAUGCUCUAAAGCCUUAUUAGACACACCAAUCCCAAUUGUACAGCAAGACGAAAAUGCUGAAAGAACUGCACAGAAUGUUAACCCAACCUUUCAGAAAAAGAAGAAGAACAUGCCAGGUGCACAACAACUUCAGACAUGUAACCAACCAGAUGUACCUGAUCCAAAGCCCAUUGAAGACACUCCCAGGAAAAAGACGAGGAAAAAGAAGAAUGUGCUUGAGUUUAAAGGGGCUGAACCAGUGGAGUCCAAUAAUAUUGAGAACCCAGAACUAAGCUCCCUAGUCCCAGACCUGGAAAAUAAGAUGAAAGAAGGGGCAGAAGAUGACGCUGAGCAAUCUCGAGUGUGUCCUAAUCCUGAAUUGGCACCCCCAUCCGACAUAGCAAUUCCUAGUGACUUAAAACUCAAAAAAACGGCACAAUCUAUUGAAGCUAAUGUAGAGCAUCCUCUAGCAGGUUCCAAACCUGAAUUGGCAUCCCCAACACGCCUGCCAGUGCCAAUGAACCUUGAAAAGAAAAAAGAGCCAGAAUCAAGUGAAGCACAUGCACAACAUCCUCAACCUCAACCUUGCUCUAAAUAUGUACCUGUGGUCUCAGGAAUAAAUGAAGAAUGUCCUGUCCCGGAUGCAACAACCCCAGAAGACACUCCCCAGAUAAAGAAGUCUAGGAAAAAGAAGAAUGUGCUUAAGCCUCUAGGGGCCGAACCAGAACCAGAAUCAAAGGAGGCCAACAAUACAGAGAACCUUCAACAAUGCCCCCCAGACUCGGAACCGAAAAUUAAGAUGAAGAAAGAGUCAGAAGCCAAUGCUGAGAACUUUCCAGUCUGCCCCAAACCUGAAUUGGCACCUAUGUUAGGCAUACCAUUCCCAAAUGACUCAGACGUGAAAAAAGGGGCAGAACCAACUGAAGCUAGGCUAGAGCAUCCUCAAGUGUGUUCGGAACCUAAACUAGUACCCCCAACAGACCUGCCAACUCCAAUUAACCCAGAAAAGAAAAAAGUGGUGGAGCCAAGUAAAGUAUUUGCUCAACCUCAACCUUGCUCUACACCUAGUGCAGAGCCUCUGGAUGAUCCAACAACUCCAGUUGACCAGAGCCGAAGAAAACAAAAAAGUAAGAGAGGAAGAGUUAAAAUAAUGUGCUCAGAAGAGAAGGUGGAGAACCAAGGAAGCCCAUUGCAUGUGGACAUAGCCCUCAACCAGGCACCAAACCAGGUCCAACAAAACCCAGCAACCCCAAUAUGCCUACAACCAGCAUUCCUGACAGACCAAACAAUCCCAGUGGAUCCAGCAAAUCCAAUAGACACCGAUCAGAAGAUGAAGAAGAAAAAGAGGAAGAAGCAAAAGGAGGGGGAAGAACCUAAUAACAGUAAACACGAUACAGAACAGCCAGAAUCCCCAAUUCAGACAGCUACAUGCCUUAUAGCAACACCCUCAAUACACCCAGCAAUUCCAAUGGACCCUUGCCCUGUAAUCCCAAUUUGCCCAGCAAUCUCAACAGACCCAGUACAGGAUAUGUCAAAGAAAAAAAUGAAGAAGAAAAAGAAUAGUGCGCUAGAAAUUGAAGGGGCAGAACCCAUCGAACAGAAUGACAAGCUGCUUGAAGCCCCACCUGAGGCCGCUGUUCAGAAAUCUAUAUACCCAAUAGCAGCAACCUCAAUUGACCCCCCAAUCAUCCCAAUUGGCACAGCUCCCCCUGUAGACACAGAAAUCUCAUUAGACCUAGGUCAGAAGAUGACUGAGAAAAAGAGGAAGAAGAAAAAGAGGAGUGAGCUCACAAGUGUAGGAGCAGAACCCAAUGAACCCAUUGGCAUGCCACCUGAAACCCCAGUUCAAGAUUCUGUAUAUCCUAUAGUAGCACCCUCAAUUGACCCAAUUAUCUCAGUUUCAGCUCCCCCAGAAGACACAGCAAACCCAAUAGACCAAGGUCAGAAGACAAGCAAGAAAAAGAGGAAGAGGAGCGACCUUAUAAGGGAAGGGGCAGAACUCAAUAAACAUGAUGCUGAGCCACCUGGAACCCCAGUUCAGAGAUCUUUAUAUCCUAUAGCAGCACCCUCAAUAGACACAACAAUUCCAACUAGCCAAGCAUCGCCAGUUGACCCAGAACAGAUGACCAAGAAAAAGAAGAAAAGGAAGAGUGCACUAAAAAAUGAAGGGUUAGAAUCUGAGAAACACAAUGCUGAUCCAAGCACAGAAACCUCAGUUCAAAAAACUGAAGACUCAACACCCUCAGUAGACCCAACAAUUUCAACUAGCCAAUCAACCCCAUUAGACCCAGAACAGAUGACCAAGAAAAAGAAGAAAAGGAAGAGUUCACUACAAAAUGAAGUGUUAGAAUCUGAGAAACAUAAUGCUAAUCCAACCACAGAAACCCCAGUUCAGAAAACUGAAGAUCCAGCACCCUCAAUAGAACCAACAAUUCCAACUAGCCAAGCAACCCCAGUAGACCUAGAACUCAUGACCAAGAAAAAGAAGAUAAGGAAGAAUGCACUAAAAAAUGAAGGGUUAGAAUCUGAGGAACACAAUGCUGAUCCAAGCACAGAAACCUCAGUUCAAAAAACUGAAGACUCAGCACCCUUAGUAGACCCAACAAUUUCAACUAACCAAUCAACCCCAUUAGACCCAGAACAGAUGACCAAGAAAAAGAAGAAAUCGAAGAGUUCACUAAAAAAUGAAGGGUUAGAAUCUAAGAAACACAAUGCGAAUCCAACCACUGAAACCCCAGUUCAGAAAACUGAAGACCCAGCACCCUCAAUAGACCCAAAAAUUCCAACUAGCCGAGCAACCCCAGUACAAGCCCGUGUUCGGAAAACUGGAGGACCCACUACUGAAAAUUCUAAGAGAUGCCAGGCAUGCCGACAGCUGGGUCACAAAUUCCAACAAUGCCCCAGACUGAGAAAUCUAUCCAAUAAUGAGGAAAUUUGCUUCUUUUGUGGGGAAAUUGGACAUUCACUUGGAAAAUGCCAUGCGGCUCGAGCAGAGCGAGCAAUGUUUGCUAAUUGCUUAUUCUGUCAUGAAGAUAGACACUUCAGCUAUAACUGCCCUCGAAAUGGUCAUGGAAUUGAUCAGAAGGUGGUUGCAGCCGAUGGGGUUAUCAACAGAACAGCAGUGGAUGGAAGCUAGAGAAGAACCUCUUGCCGAGGUUUAAUAUGGGGGCUGGGAUGGUCUUUCGGAUGAUUCCCAAGUCAAUUGCACACGCAUCUCGGUUCCUUGGCCUGAAGUUUUGACGAUUCUAUUUCAUGUCUGGUGGACAUGGUUUCCAAUUUUUUAUUUUAAAAUUCUCUGUAACUGAAAUGUUCUUUCGUAUACUUUUUUGUAUUACUUUUUUACAUUGGGUUUGCGUGCAAUGAUUUUAUUGUUAUCAUAAAUCAUAAAGAUUUGUGGUGAAUAAGUUAUAAGUUGACUGCGAGAAAUGGCUCCAAUAUUAUCUGAUAUGAACUUUUUGUU